AUUUGUUUUUGUUUGGAGCAGCAGCGCAUGGAGCUGAAGAGCGACGGGAGCCCAUCGAACCCAGUGACACCGGUUAAGAUCCCAGACUGCCCAGUGCCAGCCUCUCUGUUGGAUGAGUUGUUAAAACCAUCGACUUCUGUCAACAAAGAGCCACUCAACAACCUGCACAACUGUCUACGGCACCUCAAGGAGGAGAUGGACAUUCUCCAAAAGCAGAUGGAAGAGCACACGGUGACAGUACAUGAGUCCAUGAGCUCGUGGACAAACGCAGAGGAGGCUCAACUGGAGCUGGAAAACAACGUCUCCAAAUCACCAACGCCGUUAAACAACAUGCUGGUGGACAAUAACAAUGAAGCAGAGCCGCAGCAGUGAUGACAGAAGAACUUUUCUCAGGCCAUUAGAGGGAAGCGUGGAGUUUUAUCCACAAAGGCACUUUUGAAGGUUCUCUUUUCUUAACAAUUGCUGCCAACAUUUGGCGUUCUCCCAUCAGCACAGAAGUGCUCUCGCAAAGUAAUACUUCAUCUACCAUAGCUUUUAUUCUUUCCUCUUUAUUUGACAGUUGUUAUUAUAUUUUUUAUGCUUAUUGUUACAUUUAUUUAUUUCGAGUAAAGAGAAAUUAUCUGACAGCCUCCCCGAGAGGAUCAUUUAUCUUCAGUUUUGUUAUGGUAGAUACCAAAAUGGUCUAGUAAAGACUGUUAAAGUAAUAAUCGCUUGGGCUAGUUCUUCCCCGUGAGUCCACUUAACGGUAUUUAGUCAUCCUCCUCCUGGUAAUAUUACAUCAGUGGCUUUGAAUGCUGCUUAAUGACGGCUGACAUUAUUUGAAAAAGUGUUUUUGGUGAAAGAAACAACCCGUGAGUCUGUCUCCUGAUUGGCUGUGAACUGUUCUUCCAUUUCUUUGUGCCUGUGUGAGUGAAGUCGGUCAUCUAUGAUUUAACUGACACGGUUAAACAUCACAAAGUCAUGCAAAACUGUGGUUUCUUAUUUUGUAUUUCCGCUUGUUCUAAUGCAGUGUUUCUCAUACAUUUGUUGUUACCAUAUCACCAUGGGUUCUUCAACUCUAAAACCAUUGAUCUCAGUUAUAUAUGGGGGUGUUUUGUCUAGCAUGGACUGCAGUCAUUUGUACGCAAAAAAAAGCCUUAAGCGAUCUGUAAUAUGCUGUAAAGGACUAAGUGGGUUUGACUGAGCAUAAGACUGCUGAGGGUGUGUGCAAGAUGUAAUAUGUUAACGUGUAUAUGUGUUCAAACCCCUUACUGAAGAAUUGUAAAAUAAGUUCAAAUGAUCUCAAACAACUGACGUGGAGAGAAAGUUGCACGACGAAGCAGAAACGCUACUCCUAACAGGUGCAAUCAGACGUGUUCAUUUUCUGUUACAUUUGGUACAUAAUGUAUUUACAAAAAAGAAAAGACAACCCCUUAAUCGGAUGUUAUACUUGUUGUAUGGGUAUUUGGGCUAAGUUAAUUGUUUCCAGAGGUUAAUAUAUGAAUACAUUCUUCUUUUUUGUAUGAUUGUAAAUCCAUAAUUGUUUAAUAGUGUAACUAAGAUGACAUAUAAAAUGCAAAACUGUACAGCUGCACUAUUAUGUGAAUGCAGAGAGGCCAUUGGAUGGUACACAAGCUUUCUGCAUGCAACUGUGCUGCAGCUGCUCAUUCCCACACUUAAAACACUUUUUUUUUUUUACCACCAUUGUAUGCUUAUACAUUUCCAAAAGGGACAAUAAAUAUGUUAAGAGAAUGCUUACUAAGGCAACUUAUAUAUCUUGGAAAAACUGUGUUCUGAAAAAAGAUUGGACUCUAUCUUCCAGACUACCUUUCACUGUAACGUUGGGUAGUGUGUAAUAACACCUGCGCUCAUGCUGCUGUAUUUGCUUUUUUUUUUUCUUUAAAGAUUGGAAUUUAUUCAUUCCUUUUUAACAUGUGUGUUGGGAGAUGUGAUUGUAUUUAUCAUAAAAUUGCACUAUUCAUCCUU
Molecule: messenger RNA, 1965 nt
Organism: Notothenia coriiceps (black rockcod)
Lineage: Eukaryota; Metazoa; Chordata; Actinopteri; Perciformes; Nototheniidae
Product: golgin subfamily A member 3-like
Exons: 2
Coding region: 28-372 (114 amino acids)
Source: RefSeq, a predicted model, not a curated record